Solenopsis invicta (red fire ant) is the source of this 2927-nucleotide messenger RNA. RefSeq names its product protein zwilch homolog. Gene Ontology annotation, biological process: protein localization to kinetochore; mitotic spindle assembly checkpoint signaling. Gene Ontology annotation, cellular component: RZZ complex. The record is from RefSeq and is a predicted model, not a curated record. Bases 1008 to 2894 code for a protein of 628 amino acids. The transcript has 11 exons. NCBI's taxonomy places the organism in Eukaryota, Metazoa, Arthropoda, Insecta, Hymenoptera, Formicidae.
GAAAAUGCAAAAAACUUUCCGAUUCGAUCCAGAAACAUGAGACUUGCUGUAAAAAAAAUUAAAUAUUGUAAAAACGAAAAUUGUCUUUUCUUAACUUUACAUAUUAUUUUGCGACUUUUAAUUUUCAUGACAAUAUAUGAUAAUGUUAAAUUUAGUGUUAUUUCAAACGGACUGAAAUUAUAUGUAUUUGAUAAGUAUUAUGGAUUGUUGUAAGUUGACUGAGUUUGUAAUUCUAGUUUGACUUUUGUUUACAAAUCAAUUAAAUAGAUUUAGUAGUCUUUCAGAAUCGAUUGUAUUAUAUUGCAUUAUAUUGUGCUAUAAAUAAAAAUAUAUACAUCUUCUUGAUUGUUUUGUUAAAAGCAUGGUGAUUCCUCAGUGUGUUUCUAUGGUGUUUUUUUUAUUUUUUUAAAAUAGUUUAUAGAGAUCUACGACAGCUACAAUUUUAUGGCUGAUUCCGAACGGCCUAUUUAAAAGACGAGAUGCUCUCUAGUUUUUUUCCGAGAAAUAGUGAUCAAAUAAAAUCCGAUGUUUUUGAUCGGACUUGGACCCGGGCCUUUAAGACAAGAAGCAGACGCACAAUUACACAAUCGCAACAAUAUACAGAAUAUAAUUGUAAAAUGUCUAAUGGUAGUUUUUUCUUUAAUAAGUUCCUUUCUCUUAAAUUAAGAACUGUUUCAUUUUCAAAAGCUCUAAACUGAAUUUAUAUCUUUGCAACUUUCAAGCUGUUCCAUCCAUCAGAAUAAGUUUACAGUUUACUUUUGUGUUGAAUUAAAAGAAAAGUGAUAAAAAUUGCUGAAACUUAUCGACUGUGUUCAAAUUUAAAUACUUCUGGAACUUAAAAUGGCGGCGGUUUUGUGACUCGGAGCAAGUUUCUUUGAUCACAUCGUCUCUUUGUAAAGCCUCGUCGAUGACUUCGCAGAUGCACCUGCACCAUUUGUAUUCCACUUUAUCCCAUUUAAUUCAAAUUCGAACGGUAUCGGAAAGUCGAGAGCUAAAGAAGAAGAGAAAUGGAAGAGAAAGAAGUCACAUCUUGUAAUAGAAUGGAACGAUAUUGGAGUGAUAUCUUGCAACCACACGUUCGAGCCAGUAAAGUUAGAUUAUCGUACGUGGAGGAAAUAUUUCCGUCCCUCAAGAACAAGCCGUACAUCAUCCUUCACAAAAAUGUUCCUGGCAUGCAUGUGCAGCAUCUCUCGGAUCAUAAGGAGAACGAGGGAAGUUUCGACGAAUAUUCAUCGAGACACGAUGUCAGUGGUUCACCUUUGAAGUAUUCAUUCGGCACUGUGAACCUCGAGGAUACUGUUCUCAUAACGAGACAGAAUUGGCGAAAAGAGGAAGAGUUGUAUUUGCCACUGAGCAAAAUGGAUGCAAUUAAUAACGUGAAUGUUUGUAUGGAACACCUUAAUACUAUUACUUUUCCAAUAUUAGCUCUCUGCGAUGGAAAGGAUCAUAAGCAGACCAGACUCAUUGGCUUUGACAUCUUUCAAGAUGGUGUUAUCGUGAUGAAUGCUUUUUCUACUGGUCUGACAAGUUUGGCUACAGUAAGAAAUGAAUGUCACAAAGUAGUACAGGAGCAUCUCAAGCCAUUUGCGCAAGAACAACAUUGUUUAAACAAUACCAAAGUAUCAAUGUUCAAUGCUGUUGACUUGUUUGGAGUAAAACAAGAAACAAUUGAUUGGGAUAAGACUGCCAAGAGUGAUUUCGAAGGAUGCAUUAACGUCGAAAUGCAUUCAGACAGCUUGGAUUCAAGGAUGUCGAAAAAUACUUUGUUAGCUCAAAUCAAUGCUGGAUGGAAGGAUAGCUUGUUAAAAGAACUGAGGAGCCAGCUAUUUUUAUUAAUCCAAUAUUUAUCAGCAAUAGACGAAUGCAAAAAAAAUAUUGGACUGCAAAAUCCAAUAAUAUUCACAACGCCACAUUCAAAAGAAAAGGACAUUAUAGAUGAAAAAUUGAAUCUUUUGCUGAAUGGAGAUUUUAGUCUUCAAAAGUCUGAGAGCUAUGUUAAGAAAAACAAUCAUAUCAGUAAAGAGAAUGCUGAAUUUGACGCAAAGCUGCAGGAACGUGUACAAGAUGUUUCCUUGAGACAUGAUAUAGAUUUUACCGAUCUCUUAUGGGAAAUAAUUUCAAAGGCUUCAACGUAUCCACAAAUGGUAAACUGUCUUGAAACAGUUUUGAAGGAAAUUCUUGAACAUAAAUUUACACCACAGAUUAAUGACACGAAUUCAACGAAAUUUGCAAAAUGCAUUUCCAAUCUGCAUCAUCAAGAAACGACGUCCCAUUUAUUAGUGGGAAGUGUACCAUUGGAACUUGUCGUAGAUAUGGGAUUUGAGAAGCUUACCCGAGAUUAUUUAUAUAUCCUGAGAGGAGCGCGAUUGAUUGAUCUACAUGAUUUUCGACAGAAACUGAUUAUGUCUUCCAGAAUCUUUGACGCAGAGAAUUAUAGGAAUAAAUUGAUUACCUUAGCGCAAAUUCACAUCAGUUUGGAAUGCAUGUUACUUGUUGAGGCGCAUCUAGAAUGUCCAAUUGAAAGUUUGCAUAGUCUGUUUGCUUACGCUUACAAAGAGUUCGUUUCGACACAAUCUCCUUUACAGCAUCAUAAUGAGCUUUGCAACCGAAUUUUCACCUUGACGGCACCUCUACCUCAUACGUUAGCUAAUGAGUUGAACAAGAUGAAUCCCUCUGUAUUGAAAGCUUCUGUUUUGUCUCAUUCUGCCGCAUCAGAGCUAACGACUACAACCUAUUAUUACAGCAAAAUUCCUAUUUUUCCAACAAAUAUAUAUUCUACUUCUGGUAAAGCAAACAACAAAUUCAAAAAUAUCAAAUCGAUAAAAAAUAAGAAAUUGUGCUAUAUAAUAAAAUUUAAUUCUACUAACUUUAUUUUAUAUAUUUUUUUCAGAUAAUGAAAACGUACAAGAGGAAAUGGUUUAUAGUAU